UCAUUCACACUAAUAUUGUGUUUAUCAAAAUUUGCGAAACAACAACAAAUUACUUUCAACUCUUUGAGUGCAUAAUCUAAACAAGAGUGCCCCAAUGAACAUUGAACCUUAAAAGAAGUUUUAAAAUUGAUUUUCUUGAAUAUUUGUUCCAAAAAAUAUGAGAAUUAACGGCAAACUACGUGGUAAGACGGUAUUCAUAACCGGUGCCUCGAGAGGAAUUGGCAAAGCAAUUGCCUUAAAGGCUGCACGCGAUGGUGCCAAUGUUGUAAUAGCAGCAAAAACAGCGGAGCCUCAUCCUAAAUUACCUGGCACAAUUUAUAGUGCAGCACAUGAAAUUGAAAACGAAGGCGGCAAGGCUUUGGCAUGCAUUGUAGACGUACGAGAUGAACAGCAAGUGCGCAAAGCCGUGCAGACGGCUGUGGAAAAAUUCGGUGGCAUUGAUAUACUGAUCAACAAUGCCAGUGCAAUUUCAUUAACACCAACACUUGAAACGGAUAUGAAACGUUAUGAUUUGAUGCACAACAUCAACACAAGAGGCACAUUUCUAGUCACAAAGGAAUGCUUACCAUAUCUGCUAAAGAGCAAACAUGGACACAUUUUGAAUAUAUCACCACCGCUCGUCAUGUCACCACAUUGGUUCAGUAAUCAUGUAGCCUAUACCAUGGCUAAAUAUGGCAUGUCUAUGUGUGUACUUGGUAUGGCUGAAGAGUUUAAAGGGCAAGGAUUAGCGGUGAAUGCGUUAUGGCCACGUACAGCGAUCUACACAGCAGCAGUUGAAAUGCUGCAAGGCAUGGGAGCUGCACAAUAUUCUCGCACACCUGAAAUAAUGGCAGACGCUGCCUAUGCUAUAGUAUGCAGAGAUCCAAAUACUUGCACAGGCAACUUCUUUAUCGAUGAAGAAGUCUUAACUGAAGCUGGUGUGCAUGACUUAAAACGUUAUGCUUGUUUCCCAGAAAACGCGGACAAACUAAUAUCGGAUUUCUUUCUACCGGAGAAAUACGUAGCCAAAUUAUAAGCAAACAGCAUUUGAAUAAUAUUUGUUUCUUGAAAGGUUGUGGAUUUCAUUAAUUAAUAAAGAGGAAUAUUCUAUUA
Molecule: messenger RNA, 1092 nt
Organism: Zeugodacus cucurbitae (melon fly)
Lineage: Eukaryota; Metazoa; Arthropoda; Insecta; Diptera; Tephritidae
Product: hydroxysteroid dehydrogenase-like protein 2
Exons: 4
Coding region: 158-1015 (285 amino acids)
Cellular component (GO): mitochondrion
Source: RefSeq, a predicted model, not a curated record